Messenger RNA from Condylura cristata (star-nosed mole), 3973 nucleotides. It is a transcript of the gene PLCL2, whose product is annotated as phospholipase C-like 2. Gene Ontology annotation, molecular function: inositol 1,4,5 trisphosphate binding; GABA receptor binding; phosphatidylinositol-4,5-bisphosphate phospholipase C activity. The coding region runs from base 299 to 3304 and encodes 1001 amino acids. Gene Ontology annotation, biological process: regulation of synaptic transmission, GABAergic; intracellular signal transduction; lipid metabolic process. The transcript has 6 exons. Lineage: Eukaryota; Metazoa; Chordata; Mammalia; Eulipotyphla; Talpidae. The record is from RefSeq and is a predicted model, not a curated record.
CCUGAAAGCCGGAGCCGGGGAAGGCGGCGGCGGCGGAGGUCGCCUCGGCCACGGGCGGGCGCGCUUUGACAGCGGCGGGGUUUCCAACGGAGACUGCAGCCUCGGCGUGUCCGGGGACGAAGCCCGGGCCAGCCCCGCCAAGGGACCCCUCGCCGCUGCGCUCGCCGCGACUCCCAGCCCGGCCGCCUGUUCCCUCCCCCGGGAGAGCAAAACGGGCGGCCUGCCCCGCCGGAGCAGCAUCAUCAAGGAUGGCACCAAACAGAAAAGAGAACGGAAGAAGACCGUCUCCUUCAGCAGCAUGCCGACGGAGAAGAAGAUCAGCAGCGCAAGCGACUGUAUCAACUCCAUGGUUGAGGGCUCAGAACUCAGAAAGGUUCGCUCCAACUCUAGAAUUUACCAUAGGUAUUUUUUACUGGACGCUGACAUGCAGAGUCUGAGGUGGGAACCGUCGAAGAAGGAUUCUGAGAAAGCCAAGAUUGACAUCAAGUCCAUCAAGGAAGUGAGAACGGGGAAGAACACAGACAUAUUCCGCAGCAACGGCAUCUCUGACCAGAUCUCCGAAGACUGUGCCUUCUCCGUCAUCUAUGGGGAGAAUUACGAGUCCCUCGAUCUGGUCGCCCUCUCGGCUGAUGUGGCGAACAUCUGGGUAACGGGACUGCGGUACCUCAUUUCUUAUGGAAAACACACACUUGACAUGUUAGAAAGUAGCCAAGACAACAUGAGGACUUCUUGGGUGUCACAGAUGUUUGGUGAAAUUGAUGUAGAUAACCUGGGACAUAUCACUCUGUGCAACGCUGUGCAGUGUAUCAGAAACCUCAAUCCUGGUUUAAAAAUUAGCAAAAUUGAGCUUAAGUUCAAAGAAUUGCACAAAUCCAAGGACAAAGGUGGCGCUGAAGUCACAAAGGAAGAGUUCGUGGAGGUUUUCCAUGAGCUUUGUACUAGGCCUGAAAUUUAUUUCCUUUUAGUUCAGUUUUCCAGCAAUAAAGAAUUCCUUGACACCAAGGACCUUAUGAUGUUCCUGGAGGCAGAGCAAGGGGUGGCGCAUAUCAAUGAGGAAAUAAGCCUUGAAAUCAUUCACAAAUACGAGCCGUCCAAAGAGGGCCACGAGAAGGGCUGGCUCUCCAUCGACGGCUUCACGAAUUACCUGAUGUCUCCCGACUGCUACCUGUUUGACCCGGAACAUAAGAAGGUCUGUCAGGACAUGAAGCAGCCCUUGUCUCAUUACUUUAUAAACUCAUCUCAUAACACGUACUUAAUAGAGGACCAGUUCCGAGGACCCUCUGAUAUCACAGGGUACAUCCGGGCUCUUAAGAUGGGCUGCCGGAGCGUGGAGUUAGAUGUCUGGGACGGGCCGGACAACGAGCCCGUGAUCUACACAGGCCACACGAUGACCUCCCAGAUUGUGUUCCGCAGCGUCAUUGACAUCAUCAACAAGUACGCCUUCUUUGCCUCCGAGUACCCUCUCAUCUUGUGUCUAGAAAACCACUGUUCUAUUAAGCAACAGAAGGCCAUGGUCCAACACAUGAAGAAGAUUCUGGGAGACAAGCUGUACACCACAUCUCCCAACGUGGAGGAGUCCUACCUGCCCUCCCCAGAUGUCCUGAAAGGGAAGAUCCUCAUCAAAGCCAAGAAGCUGUCCUCCAGCUGUUCUGGGGUCGAAGGGGACGUGACGGACGAAGACGAGGGCGCGGAGAUGUCCCAGAGGGUGGGGAAGGAGACCGUGGAGCAAGCCAACAACGUGCCCGUGAAGCGGUUCCAGCUCUGCAAGGAACUGUCCGAGCUGGUCAGCAUCUGCAAGUCGGUCCAGUUCAAGGAGUUCCAGGUGUCGUUUCAGGUGCAGAAGUACUGGGAGGUCUGCUCCUUUAACGAAGUGCUGGCCAGCAAGUAUGCCAACGAAAACCCAGGGGACUUUGUCAAUUACAACAAACGCUUUCUGGCCAGGGUCUUCCCGAGUCCCAUGAGAAUUGAUUCCAGCAACAUGAACCCCCAAGAUUUUUGGAAAUGUGGUUGUCAGAUCGUAGCCAUGAACUUCCAGACGCCGGGACUGAUGAUGGACCUGAAUGUCGGCUGGUUCAAGCAGAACGGCAACUGCGGCUACGUCCUGCGGCCAGCCAUCAUGAGGGAGGAGGUCUCCUUCUUCAGCGCCAACACCAAGGACUCGGUCCCCGGCGUCUCCCCGCAGCUCCUGCACAUUAAGAUCAUCAGCGGGCAGAACUUCCCCAAACCCAAAGGAUCCGGUGCCAAAGGCGACGUGGUGGACCCCUAUGUCUACGUUGAAAUCCACGGCAUCCCCGCCGACUGUGCGGAGCAGAGGACGAAGACGGUGCACCAGAACGGAGACGCGCCCAUCUUCGACGAGAGCUUCGAGUUCCAGAUCAACCUGCCGGAGCUGGCCAUGGUGCGCUUCGUGGUGCUGGACGACGACUACAUCGGGGACGAAUUCAUCGGCCAGUACACCAUCCCCUUUGAGUGUUUACAGACCGGCUACCGCCACGUGCCCCUGCAGUCGCUGACCGGGGAGGUCCUCGCCCACGCGUCUCUGUUCGUCCACGUGGCCAUCACUAACCGAAGAGGGGGAGGGAAGCCCCAUAAAAGGGGCCUCUCGGUGAGAAAAGGGAAGAAAUCCAGGGAGUAUGCGUCUUUGAGAACGCUGUGGAUUAAAACCGUGGACGAGGUGUUCAAGAACGCCCAGCCCCCCAUCCGGGACGCCACCGACCUGCGAGAGAACAUGCAGAAUGCAGUGGUGUCCUUCAAGGAGCUGUGUGGCCUCUCCUCUGUGGCCAACCUCAUGCAGUGCAUGCUGGCUGUGUCUCCCCGCUUUCUGGGACCUGACAGCACACCACUGGUGGUCCUGAACCUCAGUGAGCAGUACCCCACCAUGGAGCUGCAGGGAAUCGUGCCCGAGGUUCUUAAGAAGAUCGUGACGACUUACGACACGAUGCUCCAGUCCCUCAAGGCGCUGAUCGAAAACGCAGACGCCGUGUACGAAAAGAUCGUCCAUUGUCAGAAGGCGGCCAUGGAAUUCCAUGAACACUUGCACAGCAUAGGCACCAAGGAAGGUUUGAAGGAAAGAAAACUACAAAAAGCAGUGGAGAGCUUUACCUGGAACAUCACCAUCUUAAAGGGACAAGCAGAUCUUUUGAAAUAUGCUAAAAAUGAGACUCUGGAGAAUCUAAAACAAAUCCACUACGCUGCUGUUUCAUGUGGGCUAAAUAAGCCAGGUACAGAAAACACCGACGUUCAGAAGCCACGCAGGAGCCUGGAAGCCAUCCCUGAGAAAGCAAAUGAUGAAACUGGAGAAUGAGAGAACUUUCUAGAAAUCACUUUGGAGUUUAUAACUCUAGGACCAACUGUAGUCAAAUGGGACAUUUGCUUUGCACCCACUAAUUAAAAUAAUAUUUGGGAUUUAAAGCACAACUGGAAUAGCUAAUUACUGUCUAUUAAAGCUGUGAAUGUUUGUAGCAAUCUGCGUGUGAAGGCAAAUAAACUCUUUAACAAGAAAUUAUAUUCCUGGCCAAGAUACACUAUUUGUAUACAAGGACAUCGUAGGUCAGUUCAGUGUGAACCCGACUUUUCUCUCUAGUUCCCUUGAGAAAGAAAUGUUUUCCCAACGGAAAACAAUUUAAGCUAGAAAUGGAUCAUGUUGUCAAAUUAGUAUUUAUUGGAGAUAACCCAAUCUACACAUUUUUCUUGAGUGUGAGUGCCAGAGCCUCUGGGUUAUAGACGACUCUGAUGGCAUGCCUGCUGAGCCAUAAUUACUGAGGAGAUGUGAGUGGACAGAUUUCCUGGAUCCCCAAGGACCUCGGAGAGCUGUGACGUUCGAGAUGAUGGGACUGAAGCUCCCCGGCCAGAGCUACAUGCUGGGUCUGUUCAGGAGGGAAAAUCAGCCAGUGGAAGGAAGCAACACACUGUAAAUAAGUUUUCAUUGUAUGAAGUAGCGUUCACAUUAAAAAAAUGUUUUAUGAUAUUUCUC